AUGGGCGUGCGCAAGGGUGACACCGUUGCUAUUUACCUGCCCAUGAUUCCCGAGGCCCUGAUUGCCCUCCUUGCUUGCUCCCGUAUCGGCGCUGUCCACUCCGUCGUCUUCGCCGGUUUCUCCGCCGACUCCCUGCGCGACCGUGUUAUUGACGGCAACUCCAAGGUCGUCAUCACCACCGACGAGGGCAAGCGUGGCGGCAAGUUGAUCGGCACCAAGAAGAUUGUCGACGAUGCCCUGAAGCAGUGCCCCGACGUCUCCCACGUCCUGGUCUACAAGCGCACCGGCGCCGAUGUACCCAUGACCAAGGGCCGUGAUUGGUGGUGGCACGAGGAGGUUGAGAAGUGGCCUUCCUACUUCCCUCCCGAGCACGUCAACUCCGAGGAUCCCUUGUUCCUCCUCUACACCUCCGGUUCGACCGGUAAGCCCAAGGGUGUCAUGCACACCACUGGUGGCUACCUCGUCGGCGCUGCUGCCACCGGCAAAUACGUAUUCGACAUUCACGACGGCGACCGCUACUUCUGCGGUGGCGACGUCGGCUGGAUUACCGGCCACACCUAUGUCGUCUACGCCCCUCUCCUGCUUGGUGUGACCACUGUCGUGUUCGAGGGUACCCCUGCCUACCCCAACUUCUCGAGAUACUGGGAUAUCAUCGCCAACCACCAGAUCACCCAGUUCUACGUCGCCCCCACUGCUCUGCGUCUGCUGAAGCGUGCUGGUGACCAGCAUGUCAAGGGUGACAUGAAGCAUCUCAGAGUCCUCGGCUCCGUCGGUGAGCCCAUCGCCGCCGAGGUCUGGAAGUGGUACUUCGAGGUUGUCGGAAAGGAGGAGGCCCACAUUGUUGACACAUACUGGCAGACCGAGACUGGCUCCAACGUCAUCACUCCCCUGGCCGGUGUCACUCCCACCAAGCCCGGCAGUGCUUCUUUGCCCUUCUUCGGCAUUGAGCCUUCCAUCAUUGACCCCGUCUCCGGCGAGGAGAUUCACGGCAACGAUGUCGAGGGUGUUUUGGCCUUCAAGCAGGCCUGGCCCAGCAUGGCCCGUACUGUCUGGGGCGCCCACAAGCGCUACAUGGACACCUACCUGAACGUCUACAAGGGCUACUACUUCACCGGUGACGGUGCCGGCCGUGACCACGAGGGUUUCUACUGGAUCCGUGGACGUGUUGACGACGUUGUCAAUGUUUCGGGUCACCGUCUCUCCACCGCCGAGAUCGAGGCUGCGCUCAUUGAGCACCACGCCAUCGCCGAGGCCGCCGUUGUCGGUGUCGCUGACGAGCUCACCGGCCAGGCUGUCAACGCCUUCGUCGCCAUCAAGGAUGGUAACGAGGCCACAGAUGCGCUCCGCAAGGAAUUCAUCAUGCAGGUGCGCAAGAGCAUCGGUCCCUUCGCGGCGCCCAAGGCCGUCCACAUCGUGCCCGACCUGCCCAAGACCCGCUCCGGUAAGAUCAUGCGCAGAAUUCUGCGCAAGAUCCUUGCUGGCGAGGAGGACCAGCUUGGUGACGUGACGACGCUGUCCGACCCCUCAAUCGUCGACAAGAUCAUCACUGUCGUCCACGAGGAGAAGAGGAAGAAGUAA
This is a messenger RNA of Colletotrichum truncatum, 1578 nucleotides long. Its product is annotated as acetate-CoA ligase. NCBI's taxonomy places the organism in Eukaryota, Fungi, Ascomycota, Sordariomycetes, Glomerellales, Glomerellaceae. The record is from RefSeq and is a predicted model, not a curated record. Gene Ontology annotation, cellular component: cytosol. Gene Ontology annotation, molecular function: AMP binding; acetyl-CoA synthetase activity.